AUGAUGUUCCCCAGCCUCAUAGCUCCUCCGGCUGUGUACCCGAGCCUGCUGCGGCCAACUCCUACCCUCACCUUGCCUCAGUCUCUGCAGUCGGCCUUUUCCGGCCAUUCCAGCUUCUUGGUAGAAGACUUGAUCAGGAUCAGCAGGCCCGCCAGCUACCUGCCUCGGAGCGCCCCUCCGCCCAGCCUGUCCCCGCCGGCCUCGGGGGCCAGCGCCGCCCGCACGGACACGGGCGCGGGCGCGGGCACGGGCACGGGCACGGGCACGGCCGAGCUCGGCGGCUCCACCGCCCCUGGCGCUAGGAGGGGCUGUUCGCCGCAGACGUCCGUCUCUUCCAGCAACGAGGCCACUUUCUUGAAGUUUGGGGUCAGAGCCAUCCUCUCCUCCACUCCCAGAACCGAAACCUCCCCUGCUUUGCUCCAGGCCGUCCCUCCAAAGACUUUCUCCUUCCCGUACUUCGAAGGAUCCUUCCAGCCUUUUAUCAGAUCUUCUUAUUUCCCAGCUUCCUCUUCAGUGGUGCCCAUCCCCGGCACAUUCUCCUGGCCCAUGGCUGCGAGAGGAAAGCCCCGCCGGGGCAUGCUCCGUAGGGCAGUCUUCUCAGAUGUGCAGCGCAAAGCCCUGGAGAAGAUGUUUCAGAAGCAGAAAUACAUCAGCAAGCCAGACAGGAAGAAGCUGGCAGCCAAACUGGGACUUAAAGACUCACAAGUGAAGAUCUGGUUCCAGAACCGAAGAAUGAAGUGGAGAAACUCCAAAGAGCGAGAGCUCCUCUCCUCUGGGGGCUGCAGGGAACAAACUUUACCCACUAAGUUCAACCCUCAUCCAGACCUCAGCGACGUGGGCAAGAAAUGUUCAGGAGAGGAGGAGGAAGAAGUGUCACCUCUGUGCCCAGCCAGCCCCCACCAUGCCCUGACCUACCACCAGUCCCCAGAGCACAUACACUUGAGGGACAGACUGGACUCCCAUAUGUCCCCCUCUCCAUCCCACUCCAGCAGCCCCAGCAAACCUUCAGACUUCUCAGACUCAGAGGAAGAGGAUGAUGAGGGGGAAGAGGAAGAGGAGGAGAUCACAGUUUCUUAGAUGCCCUGCCUAC
Alligator mississippiensis (American alligator) is the source of this 1090-nucleotide messenger RNA. It is a transcript of the gene DBX1, whose product is annotated as developing brain homeobox 1. Gene Ontology annotation, biological process: regulation of transcription by RNA polymerase II; cell differentiation in spinal cord. Gene Ontology annotation, molecular function: DNA-binding transcription factor activity, RNA polymerase II-specific; DNA binding. Bases 1 to 1077 code for a protein of 358 amino acids. NCBI's taxonomy places the organism in Eukaryota, Metazoa, Chordata, Crocodylia, Alligatoridae. The record is from RefSeq and is a predicted model, not a curated record. The transcript is spliced from 4 exons.